UCUUAUAUAUUUUUCUCAGUAUUUGGCUUGUUUAGCUUAUUUAUUUUUUGCGUCCUGCCAACAUGGCCUCAUAUUAUUGGCAUAAUUCGAUCCAUGAACAAUUCCCGAUCACGUCCAGUGAUUCAAACUACGACAGAAUAUUUUAUUGCUCAAGAAAGCUGUUUCUAUAUCAUACUUUUACAUUCAAAUGCAGCUUUGUGUAUAGGAAUAACUGCAAUAGUAGCAACAGGAACAAUGCUGAUAGCGUAUCUUGAACAUAUUUGUGGAAUGCUUAAUAUCGCCAGUUACCGCAUUGAGCAGGCAAUUACAAUUAAUAUGCACCAAAAUGAUAACCAAGAGAAAAUGGUUAUAAUUCAUAAAAGGAUAAUCUGUGCGGUAGACAUUCAUCGUAAAGCUAUAGAGUUUUCUGAAAUUUUCAUGAAGAAUUUUGAGGGAUCAUAUUUUUCUUUAAUAGUGGCUGGUAUGAUUUGCUUAUGCAGUACUCUGGUUCAGAUUGCGUUGUACAAAAAUACCAUAGAGCAACUUAUGACACCGUUCUUAAUGUUAAGUGUCCUCUAUGUAUAUAUGUUUUUAUCAAAUCAUACUGCACAGAAAAUUACAGAUCACAAUGAAUACGUAUUUGCUACAGUAUACAAUGUUCCGUGGUAUAUAGCUCCGUUACAAAUACAAAAAAUGAUGUUAUUCUUGUUGCAAAAGGGCACUAAGGCUUUUCAUUUAAUCCUCGGUGGAAUAUUUAUUGUGUCCAUGGAAAGUGCCGCUACGUUGAUGGGUACUUCUAUAUCCUACUUUACUGUUUUUUAUUCUAUGUGGAAGAAUUAAGAAAAUAAAACAGUAUUGGUAAAAUAAUUAAGAUCAAAUUUAUAUACAAAAGAAAACAGCAUGAAGGUGAAAGGGAAAGGUAAAGAACAAAGAUGUAGAAAAGAAGAAGUUGUUGAAUUGAUUAAGACCAUCCGGUCCUUAUGCUUCAGAUAGUCCUGUUAAAUAUCAUUUCGACAAGUAUAUAGAAAGUUAUUAUUGUUCAAAUAAAAAGUAGACAUAUUCUAACUUGUUAUAAGUACAAAAUUAAAUAUAUGCAUGUACAUACAAUAUAAAAUUUUAUCGUUUCUAUUAAAUUGUUUCUAAGAAACAAUUCUAAGAAAAGAAUAGUAUUUACUACGCUUGCACAGAAACAGCCCUUGGACUUCGGCCGUGUCAAACUUCUUUUAAAGAAGGUGUCGCAAAGCGAUUUUCUAAUAACGUAUUUUGUAAGUAAAUGCUGUGAAUAUUUAUCUCUGAGCGUCUUGACGAACGGACACGUAUGGUACACUUUCAGGCUGUAUUGUAUUUCGUGCGGAUAAAUGUUUCUGUGUUCCCCAUAAAUAUGGGGAACAUAGAACAAAUGUGAGUAUUCAUUCACUCGUGGUCCCGGAAAUGUGCGGGUGAGAGAGAGAGAGAGAGA
Vollenhovia emeryi is the source of this 1438-nucleotide messenger RNA. RefSeq lists its product as uncharacterized. The transcript has 6 exons. The record is from RefSeq and is a predicted model, not a curated record. Gene Ontology annotation, biological process: sensory perception of smell; detection of chemical stimulus involved in sensory perception of smell. The coding region runs from base 94 to 819 and encodes 241 amino acids. Lineage: Eukaryota; Metazoa; Arthropoda; Insecta; Hymenoptera; Formicidae. Gene Ontology annotation, cellular component: plasma membrane. Gene Ontology annotation, molecular function: olfactory receptor activity; odorant binding.